This is a messenger RNA of Adelges cooleyi (spruce gall adelgid), 1641 nucleotides long. RefSeq names its product facilitated trehalose transporter Tret1-2 homolog. The transcript has 7 exons. Gene Ontology annotation, biological process: carbohydrate transport; transmembrane transport. NCBI's taxonomy places the organism in Eukaryota, Metazoa, Arthropoda, Insecta, Hemiptera, Adelgidae. The coding region runs from base 94 to 1422 and encodes 442 amino acids. Gene Ontology annotation, molecular function: sugar transmembrane transporter activity. The record is from RefSeq and is a predicted model, not a curated record. Gene Ontology annotation, cellular component: membrane.
UUUAAUUGUACACAGACAAAUAAUAUACAACAAGAUGAAGAUCAAUGCGAAAUACUUACCUCAAGUGUACGCUGCGACGCUACUUUGGGAGCCAUGGCUAUGGGGGCGGUCAUUGGAUGGUCGUCGCCCGCCGUUGUUUUGCUGGAAGCCGGAAACUUCUCUUCUCCAUUUCCGGUGACCAAAGCCGACACGCAGACUUACGGGUCGAUUUUCGGCAUAGGCGCGGCAAUCGGCGCUCUGCCCGCCGGCUCUAUGGCUAAACUAAUGGGACGUUGCAUGAGCAUGGUGGUUUUCGAAAUCGUCUUGUUCGGCGGUUGGGUAUGUCUAAUCGUUCCCAGAGGCGUGUGGAUGCUGAACUUAGGCAGGACGCUGCAAGGGAUCGGCGUGGGCGCCUUGUGCGCCGUCAUUCCUAUGUAUGUCGGAGAAAUUUCCGAACCCACUAUAAGAGGAAGAUUAGGCGCCAUAUUCGAAGUCUUGGUGGUCGUCGGGGUGCUGUACGCGUACAUCGCCGGAGCGUACUUCAAUUACUUAACGCUUUGUAUACUGUGUGCAAUGUGGUCGUUGAUCCAUUUGGUUGGCGUUCUUUUAAUACCCGAGUCGCCGUAUUAUUAUCUGAACAAUCACAUGGAAGAAAAAGCUGUGAGGUCGUUGAAGAAACUCCGAAGGUCCAACGCGGACACGGCACAAGAGUUGGACGAAAUCAAUAAAGCUAUCCAAGACGAAAACUGCCGUCAAUACACUUUCAGCCAACUCAUGUCAGACGUCGUCAAUCGCAGGUCUUUGCAAAUUAGUAUUGGUUGCAUGUUGUUCCAGCAGACCAGCGGCAUUAACGUAGUGAUAUUUUACAUGAACGACAUAUUUUCAUCGACCGGCAGCGAGUUGGAUCCUAACACGGCGUCUAUCACCGUUGGAUUUGUCAUGUUUUUCAUGACACUAGUGACAAUGGUGCUGAUAGACAAAGCCGGCCGCAAGGUAUUGCUGGCGAUUUCGGCUUGCAUUAUGGCUGCCAGUUACAUGUGUCUGGGUGUUUAUUACAUGAUCUACAAGGACAAUCCUGAGAUGGCCAAGUCGAUAACUUGGCUUCCGCUUUUGUCCAUCGCAAUCUACAUAAUGGGAUUUUCCACAGGCUACGGCGCUAUACCCUGGGUGGUGAUAGGAGAGAUAUUCUCCAACGAAUUGAAACCUUACGGCACCAGCAUUGUUACCGCAGUUAAUUGGAUACUCGUGUUCCUCGUUACGUACAUAUCAAAAGACUUGCCCAAAUGGGUGGGCAAUCACGGCACGUUUUUCACAUUUAGUGGCUUCUGCGUGUUAGGCGCAAUUUUCGCUUUACUUAUCAUGCCCGAAACGAAAAACAGGAGCUUGGCCGAAAUUCAAUUGGAUUUAGCGGGUGAAAAAAUACAGGUAGACAGCAGAAUUUAAAGACAAAAAAAUAAGUAAUUUAAUCACACGUUGUUCGCGACAUCUGGCCUAGAACUUUUGUUAUACUUAUUGAAAUAAUAAUUGUUUUUGAAGUCUAGUCUGAUAAAAACAUUGGGAAGUACAGUUUUAUAAACGUACUUGUUUACUAAAAUACCUAAUUGUUAAUUUAGAAAUUAUUUUAGUAUUAUUAGACACAUUAUACUACAAUGUGUAUGUUAU